AAGCUCAAGCUGUCCUCCCACCUCGACCUCCCGAAGUGCUGGGAUUUUGGCUGUGAGACACCACACCCAGCUUAUAUGGCUGUUUUCUCCCACAAAGUAUUCAGAGAUCUUCUGGAGUUCAUCUGUUAAUCACAGUUAAAGGAAGGGACCAUUUCGGAAAACUCCUAUUUUGGACGCGGAGUGGUGAUACUUUGAUCUAGUUGUCUCAUCCAAUGCUGAAACAGAUCCUAUAUAAAGAAGUUUAAAAUGAUCUGCUGCUUUCUCUCCUUUGAAAACACUAAGAAUAAUGUCACUGCAUCAGUUUUUACUAGAGCCAAUCACCUGUCAUGCCUGGAACAGGGAUCGUACUCAGAUUGCCCUCAGUCCCAAUAAUCACGAAGUGCACAUCUAUAAGAAGAACGGGAGCCAGUGGGUGAAAGCUCAUGAACUCAAGGAGCACAACGGACACAUCACAGGUAUUGACUGGGCUCCCAAGAGCGACCGCAUUGUCACUUGUGGGGCAGACCGCAAUGCCUAUGUCUGGAGUCAGAAAGAUGGUGUUUGGAAGCCAACCCUGGUGAUCCUGAGAAUUAAUCGCGCAGCUACUUUUGUGAAGUGGUCCCCGCUAGAGAACAAAUUUGCUGUGGGAAGUGGAGCACGACUCAUUUCUGUUUGUUACUUUGAGUCUGAAAAUGACUGGUGGGUGAGCAAGCACAUUAAAAAGCCGAUUCGCUCCACAGUCCUCAGCUUGGAUUGGCAUCCCAACAACGUUUUGCUGGCAGCAGGAUCAUGUGACUUCAAAUGCAGAGUGUUUUCUGCCUACAUUAAAGAAGUGGAUGAAAAGCCAGCCAGCACGCCCUGGGGCAGCAAGAUGCCUUUUGGGCAGCUGAUGUCAGAGUUUGGUGGCAGUGGCACUGGUGGCUGGGUCCACGGGGUCAGCUUCUCUGCCAGUGGGAGCCGCCUGGCCUGGGUCAGCCACGACAGCACCGUGUCUGUUGCUGAUGCCUCAAAAAGUGUGCAGGUCUCGACUCUGAAGACAGAGUUCCUGCCGCUCCUGAGUGUGUCAUUUGUCUCAGAGAACAGCGUCGUGGCUGCUGGCCAUGACUGCUGCCCAAUGCUCUUUAACUACGAUGACCGCGGCUGCCUGACCUUCGUCUCCAAGUUAGACAUUCCAAAACAGAGCAUCCAACGCAACAUGUCUGCCAUGGAACGCUUCCGCAACAUGGACAAGAGAGCCACAACUGAGGACCGCAACACGGCCUUGGAGACGCUGCACCAGAAUAGCAUCACUCAAGUCUCUAUUUAUGAGGUGGACAAGCAAGAUUGUCGCAAAUUUUGCACUACUGGCAUCGAUGGAGCCAUGACAAUUUGGGAUUUCAAGACCCUCGAGUCUUCCAUCCAGGGCCUCCGGAUAAUGUGAAGCUGAGUGAGCCUCCACCAUCCAGCAUGACUGUGGCCGACCGCAGCUGUGCCGUGGCACGAUGGCGAGGAAGCCAGCCCCAAGGAAACACUGAAAACACAUAUCAUGCCAAUGCCAUGUGGUUUUGUUUGAAUAUAAAAUUGGUGAAAGUGUUGGUUUUUUUAAGGCAGUAAUUUUUUUUGUUUUUUUUUUUGCGAUUUCAUUCCAUUCUUGACCAAAGCUUCUCUUUAAGUAGUUUAUUAUGGAAAAUUGUCACACUAACUUAAAAGACAGGGUGAGGGAGAUAUGUAAAUUGUCCACUAGAAAAUUAAAUAAAAGAACUGAAUGUGG
Molecule: messenger RNA, 1729 nt
Organism: Gorilla gorilla gorilla (western lowland gorilla)
Lineage: Eukaryota; Metazoa; Chordata; Mammalia; Primates; Hominidae
Gene: ARPC1A
Product: actin related protein 2/3 complex subunit 1A
Exons: 10
Coding region: 287-1399 (370 amino acids)
Biological process (GO): Arp2/3 complex-mediated actin nucleation
Cellular component (GO): actin cytoskeleton; Arp2/3 protein complex
Molecular function (GO): actin filament binding
Source: RefSeq, a predicted model, not a curated record